AGUGCGGUCAGUCUCAGCUUCUCUCGGUGAGAGCCCGAAGGUGCUGAAAUCCCACUUAUAAGGUGGGGCGCCGGUGGUAAACUACCUCCUGAAAUCUAAUGAAGCCCAUUUAAAAGCGAUGCGUUUGGUUUUUAGGUCUUCCUUGAUGGCAUGAGUCUUGUGCGCUCUUGGAUAAUCGUAUCCACUACUCUGAAGCAGAGAAUCCUCGCCGCACACCACCGGAUCAUUUCAGCUGGAUGUGAAGAAGAAGAAGGAGAAGAGGAAAACACUGAGUAGAAGAAUACGGACGGGCAUUGUUCAGUUGAAUGAUCUCAUCGGCGCGCUUCUUCUAGACGUUGGUGACUAAAAUGUGUUAAAAAAGUACUUUUAUAAUGUCGCAGUGACUGCGCGUUGAAUCAUCCACAACUCCACAUUCAAUCAGGAUUUUAUGGAGACCAAUUCCGUCAAGUCACGGACCACCGCGCUUCCACAAUAAGGACUCAACUGCAGUGCAAGGAGAAUGAGGAGUCACCGGGGAAGGUGGAAGCAGCAUGAGUGGCCUCUGUAUCACUGUUAGACUGACGGCCCUCAUGUUUCUAUGGAAGUGGUUAACAUUAAGCCUGCUAUUGAGCUUGUUGUUGGCAUGGGCCAAGGCUGCCGAGCCUGCUGUGGCUGGCUUGACUGGCUCUACAAGGACCCUGGGCUGGCUACUGACAGGCAAGGGCCCCUUUCACCACUCACAGGACUUUAUUGAUUUUACAGAGCGCUACCAGCAAGGAUUCACCACCAAGUAUAAGAUAUAUAGGGAGUUUGGACGAUGGAAGGUGAACAGCCUGGCCCUGGAAAGGCAAGUGAACAAUGGCUUUCCUUUUCCACUGGACCCAGAGUUCCUCCAGACCAUUAGGCAGCUUGGAAGAAGGCCCAGUCUCAGUGCCAUCACUGACAACAUUAUUAGGAAAUACGGAACCCACUUCCUCCUCUCUGCGACCCUGGGAGGGGAAGAGUCUUUAAUGAUCUUCGUGGACAAGCGGAAGUUGAGUCGGUCAUCUGAAUUGAGUGACACCAAUGGCACAGCAGUGCCUCUGGAGGCUCUCCACCAGCUUGCUGCCUCCUACUUCAUUGACAGGGAGAGCACCCUGCACAAGCUGCACCACAUCCAGAUUGCCUCCACGGCCAUCAAGGUGACUGAAACAAGGACAGGCCCUCUUGGAUGCAGUAACUAUGACAACCUCGAUUCUGUCAGCUCCGUUUUGGUUCAGAGCCCUGAAAACAAGAUUCAUUUGCAAGGGCUCUAUGCCAUACUGCCAGAAUACCUGAGGGCCAGGUUUGUGCAGGCAGCUCUCAACUACAUUGGCUGUAAUGAGGAGGGCCAAUUCGUGUGCCGAGACAGUGACUGCUGGUGUCAGUGUGCUGCGGACUACCCACAGUGUAAUUGCCCCAAGUUGGAUUUGAAGUCUUUGGAAGCCAGUUUGCUGCAAAUUCGAGAAUCUUGGAACAUAGCCAACCAAGACUUUGAGGAGUCAGAGGAGUUCCAGAACUUUGUUCAAAGGCUUCCCACGCUGUAUGCUUUGAACACAUCAGCCAUCGAGUACUUCUGGAAAAUGGAACCAGCUAUUAAUCAACGCUACAAACAGCUGGAGCUCAGCACCCAGCAGUUUUUGAGCAAAUCUGGACGCAUCAUCAACAAGCUCUUCACCCUCAGCAAGAGGUGUCGCACCAAGCCCAAAAUCAUUAGGCUGACGGAGAGACCUUUCAGCUACUGGCUGAACUACAUCCUCUCCAUUAUGUACUGCAGUGAAAACAACCACAUUGGCUCAUACUUGGAGGCGACCCGAAGUUGUUCCUGUCCGUACGAGCAUCCCCCCUGCCAGGGUGUGAUACCCUGCACAGUGGGUGCAGGCACCUUCUGUGCAUCCUGUUCCUAUGAGAACCGCUCCCGCUGUGCCUCAUGCAAUCAGGGUUACAUGCUUAGCCAGGGCGUAUGUCGGAACGAAGUUCCAGACUCCAUUGACCAUUACAUCGGCUUUGAGACAGACCUACAGGACUUGGAAUUACGAUAUCUUCUGCAAAAAUGUGAUAACCGGAUCAAUAUCCACGGCAUCUUCGUCAGCAAUGAUGUCAGGCUAAAUAACUGGUUUGACCCAUCAUGGAGAAAACGGAUGCUGCUGACUCUGAAAAGUAACAAAUACAAGUCAAACCAUGUCCACAUGCUACUGGGGAUUUCUGUUCAAAUUUGCCUUACCAAGAACAUCACAUUGGACCCAAUGUUGUCUAUCUAUAUCAAUCCAUUUGGGGGAAGUCACUCAGAAAGUUGGAUCAUGCCCACAGACCAGAACAACUACCCAGACUGGCAGAGGACUAAAUUAGACCUUCCCCAUGAUUGUUAUAACUGGACUUUGACUUUAGGCAACAAGUGGAAAACCUUUUUUGAGACAGUUCACUUUUAUUUGCGGAGUCGCAUCAGGGGCCCUUCGGGUACUGGAAAUGGAACAGUAUAUUAUGAACCUUUGGAGUACUUAGAACCUGGGCAAAAUCUUGGCCACAUGAAGAUAAACAACAUACAGGUGUAUGGUUACAGUAUGCACUUUGACCCUGAAGCAAUCCAGGAUUUAAUUUUACAACUGGACUACCCAUACACUCAAGGAUCACAAGACUCAGCCCUGCUGCAGCUGUUGGAGAUCCGGGAUCGGGUAAACAGGCUUUCCCCACCCGGAGCUCAGCCUUUGGAUCUUUUCUCUUGUUUGUUACGACAUCGGCUCAAACUCUCAACAACGGACGUUGCCAGGAUCCAGGCUGCACUGCAGAAUUUCAGUGCCAAGCAACCCAAGUCGAUGGAAUAUGAAACAACCAAAUUAUGUAGCUAAUAAGUGGGCAGGAAGCCAGGUGCCCAGAUGGCAGAAAUGUUGUCACACGCACUCCUGAUGAUGGUUUAAGCGCAAUUCUGGAUCCGUGCAGAGGAUGUUUGAGGGACGUUAACAAUGUCAUUAUGCAUCUCAAUAGUGCACUUGAGAUGUCAGCCUUCAUAAAAAUGUGUUAUUUUCAUUUACUUUUUCAGAAAAAUCUAAAAGCUGACUGAUAUUUGAAGCUUACAAUAUUAUCUAACUUUGUCAUCACUGAUAAGUUGGCCACAUGUAAAGGGCACAAACUGCAAAACUCAUAAAGAAACCAUGAGUUACAUGAGUAUUAAACAAUGUAGUGAUCUCACAUACAAUAUACAGUAUAUAAACGUUUCAACACCAGCUUCCUUUUUUCGAGUUCAUUUCAUUAUUGGAUCAUAUUUUGAUGUUCGGACAAUUCAUAUCUUGACCUUUUAUUUUAACUUAGAAUUCGAUUGUCAGAUCAUUGUUUUCAGAUUUUCCUGUCGUAAUAGAAGAAUACAUUGAAAACUAUUUCAUGUUUUGUAUGAACAGAACACAUUCAUGAAGAAAUAAAUGUAUUCCACCAGAUUUACUCAGACAAAAAUACACUAUGAUCACAAAAUUUUACAUGUGUGUUUAUUUUUAUAAUGUUUACUGUUUGUGGAAAAAAAAAUACAGCCUAUAAAAAUGUAUGAUAAAAUUUGUUAAUACACUAAAUAAAAAUCUUUUUACGUGUGGUCUGUAGAUAGUGUACAUGUGUGGGAUACUAAUGGCCUUUCGGAAUACACUCCUGAUCUCAAUUUUAAGACCAGUUGAAAAAUUGCAAGAAUUUACAUUUUGCACUGUUGGAUCUUAAGGAGUUUGUAAGUGGAACUUCAAAAUGCAAAAAGAAGAAAUGUGAGUCAGACAAAAAAAAAUUUGAGAAAGCAAUUUAUUGGUAUUCAUCACCUGAUAAAUGAAACCCCCUUACAAUAGAAAUACAAAUUUCCAAAAAAGAAAUCAGUAAUGAGUAGCUGUGUCAGUCUUUUGAAUCCAUCCAUCCAUUUUCUAUGCUGCUUAAUCCUCAUCUGGGUCGCAAGGGUAUGCUCGAGCCUAUCCCAGCUGACUUUGGGCGAGAGGCAGGGUACAUCCUGGACUGGUAGCAAAUUGCAGGGCACAUAUAGACAAACGACCAUUCACACUUACAUUCAUACCUAUGGAUAAUUUAGAGUCUCCAAUUAAUAUCUCUAACAUGCAUAUUUUUGGAAUGUGGGAGGAAGCCGCAGUACCCGGAGAAAACCCACGCAUGGAUAGAAAACGCCGACUCCACAGAGAUUCCCAAACAGAGAUUUGAACCCAGGUAUCCCCCAUCUCCUGACUGUGUGGCCAACAUGCUAACUAACCAAUAGGCCUGCGGCCCUACUCUUUUUAAUCACCUCAAAAAUUUGUUUCGGCCCAUUUCCAGGAGGCUAAUGGGAAUGUUGCUCCAGGUGGGCUUCCACCCCCAAAUGUUCUCAAUUGGAUUUAGAUCAGGGGAACACGCAGGAUGGUCCAAAAGAGUGAGGUUAUUCCUCUCGAAGAAGUCUUUUGUCAGGUGGGUAUUGUAAACUGCAGCGUUGUCCUGUUGAAAAAGCCAGUCAUUACCACACAGACGAGGGCCUUCAGUCAUGAGGGAUGCCCCCUGCAACAUCUCCACAUAACCGGCAGAUGUUUGACGCCGCUGCACAACCUGAAGCUUCAUUAUUCCAUUCAAGGAAAAAACACUCCAGGCCAUGAUGGCGCCCCCUCCAAUGUGCCGUGUGGAAAACAUCUCAGGUGGGAUCUCCUUGUCAUGCCAGUAACGUUGGAAGCCAUCAGGACCGUCAAGGUUACAUUUUUUUUCAUCAGAGAAUAAAACUUCCUUCCACCUUUCAAUGUCCCAUGUUUGGCGCUCUCGUGCAAAUUCAGGGAAUUUUCUGGCAUUGAAAGAGACGAGGCCUUUGAAGAAGUUUUUCUUCUUAAAACCCUUCUCUCGCAGACGGCGCCUAAUUGUUACUGGACUGCACUUUGCACCAGUAACAGCCUUCAUUUAGGCCGAGGAUUGUUCCGUGUCUUGAAGGACAGCUAAUCGGAUCCUCCAGCUCAGGUCCGGUGACAUUUUUGUGUCUACCGCUUGACUUUUUUGUUGCAUAAUCAUCAUGAUCUUUUAAAAAGUUUAAAAUGGCUGUCUUCUUGCUCACAAAUUCAACAGCAAUGACGAGCUGCAAGAGGCCUUAUGGAAAAUGAAAAUGAAACCACAUUUUUGCCAUUUUUUAAAGGCUGUGGUCUUAAACUUUUGAAACAAUAAUUUGUUUACUUCAAUAAACAUUUGUCUCACUCCAAUUUCCUUUUUUUUAGCAUUUUGAAGCUCUGCUUAGAGCCUCCUUAAGAUCCAACGGUGCAAAAUGUAAAUUCUUGACAUUUUUUAACUGGUCUUAAAAUUUUAAUCAGGAGUGUAUAAAUUCACCAUACAUACUGUAGCAUAUUUUAGUUUAUGUGACACGUUAUCCGAACCUGCAGAGAGCUUUACAAGGACAUUUUCUUCUAUGUAUAUUUUGAAAUUGUUAGUCGUAGAUGAAAGGGCAAUUCGGGUGGAGUGGACACAAAAACCUGACAGAAAUAUCAUGAUUUUAUUGAGUGGCUCAGAUAUUAACUGUAAUUGCAUCUUGUAAAAUUAUUUGAUGUGGAAGUCAUUAUUGAUGUGCUGUUUGCAAAAUACGUACACAAUUUCUAGGGAUGUCCGAUAUUGGCUUGUUUGCUGAUAACCGUUAUGCCGAUAUUGUCAAACUCUCAAUUUCCGAUUCUUAUAUCAACCGAUACUGAUAUGUUUAACAUCACAUAUCUCCUAUUGUCUAAGAACUGGACCGGACAGGACUGGACUCAUUAUAUAUUAUUAUAUAUUAUGAUUAUUUAUUAUGUAUUAUUGCACUACAAAUUUGACAUGAUCUGUUCCUUAUUUAUUUAUUUAUUCAUUCUUAUUCUAUUUCUUAUUCUAUUUUUCUUAUUGCUCAUGUCUUGCCCUGGUUGUUUUGUUUUGUGAUUAAGUUCAUUAUCACAUUUUUACAGAGCUGCUGGAAAUGUGAUUUUCUCUUUAAUAUGAAUAAAGUAUCCUAUCCAUUUAUCUAUCUAUCUAUCUAUCUAUCCAUCCAUCUAUCUAUAUAUCUAUCUAUCUAUCCAUCCAUCUAUCUAUCUGGACACAUAUCUGUUGGGAAGCUAAUGGAUACAGCAUCAGCAAGUAGCUUCGUGACAUGGCUGUAAACGACACUGUACAACUCGCGUAUGCAAACAUCUGAGAAAUACUUGCGAUUGAGCAUGGCAAUGUGUGGUCAAGAGGUCUCGCCUGCCGCGUCUGCCUACCACUAUUUCCUCGUUUUUUUACAUUCCCACUACCCUCCUCACCAUUAACGGUGUUUUGACAACCCAUCAUGUCCUGCCACCCUGAACACGGUUCAACAAAGCACUGGCUCAAGUAUAGGUAUGUGCUGCAUGUGCACUUUAUGUCAAGCGGACCCCCUGCUGCAGCAGCUGCAGGCAAACGGGGAUCAAAAUCUAUAAACUCCUACACUUUGCAUAGAAACGCCUCCAAAUGUUGCUCAUAUUGAAGUCACAGAUGUCCGCCAUUCUCCUGGUGUAAAGUGUUAACUACACGAGGCAGCAGUGUUUUGCGACUUUGGCGCGAAAAGGGCUACAUCGGCUUUCAUGAUAGGGAAACCGAUACCGAUAUUGACCGAUAUUACAUUUUUAUUCCAAUAUCGGGCUGAUAAUAUCGGUGGGCCGAUAUUAUCGGACAUCCCUAACCAUUUCUGCUACACCAAUAUUGACGAUUGACUUUGGAUUGUUACCUUUCAUGUCCGCUGCCAUCACGCCGUCUGUUUUGCUUUUAAAGCAAAGCAAGAAGCUAGGCUAUAGUUAUGUGGCCAAUUUAAGUUAAUUAUGUAUUGAUAUAUAAAAAUCAUGUGAUGUCCAAUCAUCAUGAUUGUUGAUCACUGACAUGACUGUUUUGUAAGUGCAAGGUUUUAUUUUUUUACUAUUUUUCAUGAACUUUACAUUGUACAGUUACCUUAUUACAUGUUGUUAAUGAUGUGACUGAAAACUGCAAAAAAAAGCAAGUUUUGAGUGUACCUCAACUUUAAAUUUAAAUCCAGCAGGUUCGGAGACCGUGUCAAAUAAAUGUACUAUAUAUGCAUCUGU
Messenger RNA from Dunckerocampus dactyliophorus (ringed pipefish), 7025 nucleotides. Its product is annotated as BMP/retinoic acid-inducible neural-specific protein 3-like. NCBI's taxonomy places the organism in Eukaryota, Metazoa, Chordata, Actinopteri, Syngnathiformes, Syngnathidae. The transcript has 8 exons. The record is from RefSeq and is a predicted model, not a curated record. The coding region runs from base 531 to 2843 and encodes 770 amino acids. Gene Ontology annotation, biological process: positive regulation of neuron differentiation; negative regulation of mitotic cell cycle.